UACAUACAUAUGUAUAUAUACACACACAUAUAAAAAUUAACAUAUUUUCAUAAUUUGUUAUUACUUAAAAAUAUCAUAUUAAAAAAUAAUUCUUUAUUAUUACUAAAAUGAUAUAUAAUUGACUACAUUUUAUAAAUCAUUAAAAAUCAAUCAGGUGUCUAAAUUAUCACAAAUUUUUUAUAACGAGUAAAAGAUAUGUAUACAUUCAAUAAGGUUGUUAGAAAAUUAGUAAAAGACUUAAGAAUAUUCCAUAAAUGGAGUAUUACAUCAAAUUUUAGUACAAUAUCAAGCCAUGAUUAUAAAAACAUAAAUGUAAAAGUUGCUAUUAAAGCUGUCAAUACUUUAUACGAAAACUUAAACAAAAAUAAAAAACUGAAUCCUAAGAUUAUCACAAAUUCUGAAGCAUUUGAAAAUAUCUGCAAAGUGAUAUUGAAAGAUAUUAAAUCUUUAAGCAGAUAUGAUACUAUAAAUAUUUUACGAGUUUUAUUAUUUUUCAAUGUUCCAACUGACAGUCUAUUAAUACAAACACUUUUUCAAAUGAUACGCGUUUCCUUGAAUAAUUUAACAAUUGGACAAAUAAUGAUUCUAUAUAAUAUGUUAUACAAAAUAGAAAAAAUCUCACCUUUGUCUGAAUCUUUACUUCAUGCAUUACCUCAUGUUUUUAAACAACAAGCUGAAAUAGAACUUAAUUCUGAUAGUACCAAUUUGUUGCAAGUACUUCAGUUUUGUUCUAUGAUCAAUGAUUUCAAAGUAAAAAGACAAAUACUUAUGAUUUUAUGUAAUAAUCAUGAAAAAAUAAAUUUAGGUAAUGUAAUAACAAUUUUUGAUGCAAUAUAUAGUUUACCAAAAUUGUGUCCAUUCUCUAAACAACUUUUGGUUUAUAUACAAAACAUGAUAUUGACUAAUUAUAGACUGUUAAAUUUCAAUAAAAUUGAACAUUUACUUCGUUGUAUUUCUAAAAAAAUUUUGGACUCAGAAAUGGAAUUUUAUAAUGAAAAACUAAUAGAUAAGUUAUGUUCUCAAUUAUCUUUUGUACUAAGCAGCAAUACUACUUUCCAACAAAACUUAAUCAUAUUAAAGCAUUUAAACAAUAUGUAUUAUAACAAUAUUUCAUUAUUAGAUUGUUUAAUAGAAAAAUUUCUUAAAGAUAUAAAUAUAUUAGAAAAAUGUUCUAUUAAUGAUAUAGAUACAUUUAUUAAAGGUUUUAUUAUUGCUGAUUAUAUACCAAACAAUUGGGAAAAUGUAAGCAGAAUGUUACAAAAUUUUAUGAUCAAUUUAGACUGUUCAAUACAUAAUACAGUAUUUACUGUUUUUCGUUUACUUUCACUAAAGUGUUAUCAUCCAGAAUUAAUAGAAAAGGCUUUUGCAUUAUAUAAUAAAUCCUUUUAUGAAAAAAAUUCAGUUCUUUUUGGAAAAGAUAUUACAUUAACUAUGUUAAGAUUAUAUUGGUGUAUGGAACAUGAGGAUUAUAAAAUACCUUAUUUAAUAAAUUGUUUAAAAGAAGUUGUUGGAGGUACUGAAUAUAUAAAAAGUGAUUUAAAAACAAAAUUUGGCGAAUUUGUUGAUUAUGUUGUUGUCAUACAACCGGAUGGCUCUUUUAUGAAUACUAGUAGUUAUGAUAAUAUUACAUUUGUUGAAGAACUAGUAUCCUUAUCAGAAUGUAGCAAAAUUCUUUUUUUUGCUUUUCCAAUAGAGGCAUAUUCUAUUAACAAAAGGAAUUUAUUAUCUACAGUAAAAAUACAAUUAAAAGCAAUAGAAACAUUGCCAGGAUUCCAUUCCUUUGUUAUAAAUCCAUAUUCGUGGACAAAGUUUUCCAACAAAGAAAGAUUAUUACAUAUUCAGAACAUCAUAAAAUUGAAGCAGUAAAAUUAAAAAUGAUAGUAAUUCAUAAAUUGUGUGUAAAAAAAAAUAAAAACUCAAAUAUUUAAAAAAUAAGAAACAAACAAUCAUUUUUUAUACUUCAUAGUGAUAUUUUUUAACUUUAAAUGAAUAUUUUAAAAUAUAUUUAUUUUAGUAAUAUAUUGACGCAAAUUAUUUUUAAC
Molecule: messenger RNA, 2042 nt
Organism: Heterotrigona itama
Lineage: Eukaryota; Metazoa; Arthropoda; Insecta; Hymenoptera; Apidae
Source: the annotation of a GenBank genome assembly